Messenger RNA from Bolinopsis microptera, 1593 nucleotides. RefSeq lists its product as uncharacterized. The record is from RefSeq and is a predicted model, not a curated record. Bases 1 to 1593 code for a protein of 530 amino acids. The transcript is spliced from 2 exons. NCBI's taxonomy places the organism in Eukaryota, Metazoa, Ctenophora, Tentaculata, Lobata, Bolinopsidae.
AUGGCGAAAGCAGUAUUCAAAUUGCUGGAUUCUCUAUGGGAAAGCCAGAGAGUCCCGCUGCAAUGGCGAGUAGGUGAAGCCAUUCUGAUAGCAAAAACUGAGGAUUUAGAUGACCCUAGUAAGUUCAGAAACAUCACUAAAACAAACACUAGUGGGAAGUUGCAGAUGGGAUUACUAGCGGACAGAAUGCUAGAGUAUAUGGUCAGCAAUAGCUACAUAGACACGUCUAUCCAGAAAGGAUUCCUGCGUAAGACACCAGGUUGCCUCGAGCAUACUCAGGCUCUGAUGGAAGAGUUAAAGGAUGCCAAAUCUAAUAGACGACAGAUCUUUGCAGUUUGGGUGGACCUAAUGAACGCCUACGGCCGGGUUCCCCACAACUUGAUAAUAUAUGCUCUAAGACAUUAUAAGUUCCCAAACUGGCUCAUAGAAUAUAUGUUUAAGUACUAUGAUGAGCUGAUUGUGAGAGUGGUGACAAAGGACUGGAAAACAAACUGGUUCUUUUAUAUGUUAGGUCUUUUUCAGGGCGACCCUCUAUUGGUUGUACUGUUCUUAAUAGUUUUCAACCUACUAUUGGAUCUCCUGAAAAAUCAAAGCGACUUGGUUUACAAGCCGUCUUUUAGUUCUAGCAGCACGUCAAGUCGUGCUUUUGCUGACGACCUAACUCUGAUGUCUCCCAGGCUGGAAAAGAUGAAGAAGCUAAUAGAUGUGAUGGAAAGAUUUCUUACUUGGUCAAGGAAAAUGAAAGCCAAGCCGAGUAAAUGCGUAUCCCUGGGGAUGAAGGUUAUAGAUGGAAGGUAUGUGUCCUAUGACCCUGAAAUUUUCAUAGAUGGAGCUCAAAUCCAGUUUAUUGGAAAUACACCGAUGAAGUUUCUUGGCCAUUGGAUAUAUGUGGAUCUGGGCCUCAAAGAUACCAAGAAGCUGAUAGAAGACAAACUGAUUACACUGUUUCAGGCAGUGGACGGAUCAGGCCUUAAUGGAGUGAUGAAAUGCUGGAUUUACAACAACCUCCUAACCAGCAAGCUCUCCUGGGACCUGAUGAUCUACAAUCUCCCGGUGUCCAAAGGUUACUCUCUAAAGAACAGCAAGGAUCCUAAAGUUAAGGAGGUCUACGAGCACAGGGCCAAGAAACAAGAAGGGAGCAGUCGGUGGGGUUACACUAAGGAGCUGAGUGCUAGAGAAAGAGAUCUCUACUUCAGAGAGUUAGUAGGGGUAACAGUGCAAGGCAGGAUGGGCUUGGGAUCCAAGCGGAGUGUAGCCAGUGAAAAGGAAAAACUGAAAGAACUGGUAUCCCACAUCUCAGAGCAGGAUAUCCUGUUGACACUGGUAGACAAGGGAGUUCAAGGACAAUUCUUAACAUGGGAAAACAUCAUGCAGCUAGACCUAGGUUGGAACAACCUUAUUUACAACUACAAGAUGAGCCCUGCUCUUCUUAAGUUCCACCUCAAUGCAACCCAUGACGUUGCAAAUACUCCAGCAAACAUGAGCCUGUGGAACUAUGCUGACACAGGACACUGUCCACUUUGCGGAUGGAGACACUGCAACAUUAAGCACAUUUUGGUAGCUUGCAACUUCUCGCUGAACAACAAACGAUAG